Cooperia oncophora is the source of this 351-nucleotide messenger RNA. The record is from the annotation of a GenBank genome assembly. NCBI's taxonomy places the organism in Eukaryota, Metazoa, Nematoda, Chromadorea, Rhabditida, Trichostrongylidae.
AUGGCGAAACUUAAACGUGGCGCACGUUUCGGUUUUACCUCAGUUGCUGGCAGUACAGAUUACCGCGUUGAAAGGGAAAAAGAGCAUGAACGAUUUGUGACUUGCUACAUCGUAAGUUCCGAAAAGGAAAUGAAAGCCAAAAGAGCUGAAAGAUUUGGAUUGACCGGGCAAACAUCGCCGGAGCUUGAUCUCUCUAUAGUGAUGAAGAACGAAAGAAAAAACGUUUUGAUCGAGGCAAAGGACCCAGUCAAAGUUCAAACUAAGCCGGUUGCAGUAAAAACUGGUGCAGCUCUCGAUGAUGAGAUAGAGCAGAAGAAGCGGGCUCGCUUGGAGAGAUUUGGAUUGAAGUGA